Hippocampus comes (tiger tail seahorse) is the source of this 6619-nucleotide messenger RNA. Its product is annotated as protein TANC1. The transcript is spliced from 27 exons. The record is from RefSeq and is a predicted model, not a curated record. Gene Ontology annotation, molecular function: protein binding. Lineage: Eukaryota; Metazoa; Chordata; Actinopteri; Syngnathiformes; Syngnathidae. Bases 386 to 5734 code for a protein of 1782 amino acids.
GAAUGAAAAACUCAGUUCAUCGUGUGACGUUCGUAAACUCGAAAGAUUGUCGCAAAUGAACUAAUCCUAAUGUAAGCGCAGCAUCAACUUGUGCUAUCAUGAGGCGGCGUUCAAGCGGCAGGAGGAGGAAGUUGGAGGAUGAUCCGGGGCAGCCCGCCGGCCCUUCGACGACGAGCCUCCCUCACAGAUGACCUCAUGCUGGGAAGGAGGAGUCCAACCUCGGCAGUUUUACCUUAGUGUUGGAUCAAGUGGGAGCAGAGUUUUUGUGUGUGGAGUUAUUCUCAAGUACAAGGGGACGGUUAUUUUCUUUUUCUUUUUUCUUUAUGAGGGUCUACAGCCGUGACAUUUAUCGGGUCCCAACACGGAAGAUUCCAGGAGUGUUGCCAUGUUCAAGGCGGUGCUGAAAAAGAACAGAGACGGAGGCAAAGCCAGCAGGAAGGAUUCAGGAGAUGUUCAGAGCCACAAUGGCCAAAGAAGAUUCCCACCUGAAGGAAACCUCGUGCCCCCAGGCCUCGGCAGCGCCCACCCUAACGUUCCAGAUGAUCUUUUCAGACUAAGCCUCGCCAAGGGAGCGUCCAUGUCUCUGCCCUCCUCGCCUCUUCUUCCACGACAAUCCUACAUGUUGCCUUUACGUCCCAGCAAAAGAUCUCCAGGUCCAGUCAGGAAGCCCAAGUAUGUGGAGAGUCCUCGCGUACCUUCCGAUGCCAUUGUUUCAGCGCUAAGGAAAGCGGGCGACAACAAGGAGUCAACCCGCAAUGAGCGGCAAGUGGAGAAACAGCCAAGUUCCUCCUCCUCCCCCGCCACCCAGGAGCUGAUGACAAGGCUGGGCUUCUUACUGGGAGAAGGCAUCCCCGGUUCGGCGCGCAUACCUAUGGAUGACAAGAAUGAAAAGAAGUGUCCUGUGCCAAACCAGGGUAUCAGCCCCUGCUCCACACUGACCAGCAGCACCGCGUCACCGUGCACCGACAGCCCGUGUUCCACACUCAACAGCACGGCCAGCCGGCCCCCGCUCAGCCGCGCCAGCCCGUGCGGGACCAUCACCAGCCCGAGCUCCACGCUGGAGAGUAAGGACAGCGGAAUCAUAGCCACCAUCACCAGUUCCUCGGAGAAUGACGACCGUAGCGGCUCCAGCCUGGAGUGGAGCAAGGAUGGCAGCCUGAGAGGCAGCGCUCGCCAUGGCUUGGCGCAGACGAUGCGGGCUGACACCUGCUCUCCCGUGGAGGAGGAAGAUUGCAGCGGCGCUCCGGCCUCGCCGGCCGACAACGCGGCCAGGACGGAGCAGCAGCACGGCGGCCUGUCAGCGGCGGCCGCAGUCGGACCUCCGCAACCUUUGUGCCAUGCGUCUGAGGGACCAAAUCAAUACACUCAACAAACAUCCUCUCUUCUGAUGAUGCCCAGGCCCAACUCUGUAGCAGCAACCAGCUCCACAAAGCUGGAGGACCUGAGCUAUCUCGAUGAACAGCGCAAUACGCCGCUGCGGACAUCCAUUCGCCUCCCCUGGCACAAUACCGGCGGGAGGCCACCUCAGGACUCGAAAGGUCGUUUCUCUCCCUAUAAACCGGUGGACAUCAUGCUGAAGCCCCUGUUGUUCGAAGUGCCCAGCAUCACCAUGGAUUCCGUGUUCGUGGGCCGAGAUUGGCUCUUCCAGAAGCUGGAAGACGUCUUGAAGGACGACGAAUCCGCCCAGAGCCACGGCGCCGUGAUCGUGGGCAGCGUGGGCUACGGGAAGACGGCCAUCAUCUCCCGGCUGGUGGCGCUGAGCUGCCAUGGCGGACGCAUGCGACAGAUUGCAUCCAACAGUCCGGGCGCCUCCCCUAAAAGUGGUGCCGGGUCAAGCUCGGAACUUCCUCUCAGCCAGCCCCCGCAGCCCACUCCCCCCUCGAGUGCGGCGAAUACAUUGAGGACCAAUAGCUGUCCGGGAACGCCUGAAAUGCAGCGCCGCAGGGAGGAGGCUGUCAAACGGCUGGCUGCUAAGGUGGUGGCCUACCAUUACUGCCAAGCAGACAACACAUACACCUGUCUGGUCCCGGAGUUUGUGCACAGCAUCGCCGCCCUGCUGUGCCGAGCACACCAGCUGAAUUCAUACCGGGAACUCUUGCUGAAAGAACCCCACCUCCAGAGCAUGCUAAGUCUGCGCUCCUGCGUCCAGGACCCCACCGCCGCUUUCCGAAGGGGCGUCCUUGAGCCUCUGGCCAACCUUCGUAAAGAACGGAAGAUUCCAGAGGAGAAUUUCAUCAUUUUGAUCGACGGACUGAAUGAAGCUGAAUUCCACAAGCCUGACUACGGAGACACCAUUGCCUCCUUCAUUACAAAGAUUAUCACCAAGUUCCCUCCCUGGCUCAAACUGGUGGUCACCGUCCGUGUCAGCUUGCUGGAGAUCACCGGCCUUCUGCCUUUCUCCAAGAUCUCUCUGGACGACUUUUCGGACAAUAAAGAGAUAAGUAACGACCUCAACGCGUACAUCCAGUACCGCGUCAGUGGCAGCAAGGACAUCAUGAACAACAUCAGCCUGAACGGCAAAGCCGACCCGGUCGCGGUGGCGAAGCUAAGCAGCCACCUCAUCUCCCGCAGCCAGGGCUCCUACCUGUAUCUCAAACUCACCCUGGAUCUGUUCGAGAGGGGCCACCUGGUCAUCAAGAGCUCCAGCUACAAGGUGGUGCCCGUCUCGCUGGCCGAGCUCUACCAGCUGCAGUGCAACAUGAAGUUCAUGACCAAUUCGGCCUUUGAGCGCUCGCUGCCCAUCCUCAACCUGGCGCUGGCCUCGCUGCACCCAAUGACCGACGAGCAGCUGUUCCACGCCAUCAACGCCGGCGACGUCCAAGGGGAGCUGCCCUGGGAGGACUUCCAGCAACGUAUGGACUUACUGUCGGGUUUCCUCAUCAGACGCCGCGACAAGACGCGCAUGUUUUGCCACCCGUCCUUCAGGGAGUGGCUCGUGUGGCGGGCCGACGGCGAGAGCACCGACUUCCUCUGUGACCCGAGGACUGGUCACGCUCUCAUCGCAUUCAUGCUGUCCCGUCAAGAAGGGAAACUCAAUCGGCAACAGACCAUGGAAUUGGGACACCACAUUCUUAAGGCGCACAUCUUCAAGGGCCUGAGUAAGAGAACGGGCGUGUCAUCCAGCGUGCUGCAGGCUUUGUGGAUCAGCUGCAGCGCCGACGGCCUCUCCGCAGCGUUGGCCUCUCUGAGGAACCUCUACACUCCCAAUGUGAAGGUGAGCCGUCUGCUCAUGCUGGGAGGAGCCAACGUCAAUUACCGCACGGAAGUGCUGAACAACGCGCCCGUCAUCUGCGUCCAGUGCCACCUCGGCCAUCUGGAAAUCGCCUCCUUGCUGCUGGAGUUCGGCGCCAGCGUGGAGGUGGUGUCGGAAAAUGGAAUGAACCCACUGUGCUACUCGGCGGCCGCGGGUCACCUAAGUCUCGUCAUGAUGCUCUGCAAGCGGGGCGCCAAGGUCGACCAUACAGAUAAGAGCGGCCAGUGCGCUCUUGUGCACGCCGCUCUCCGGGGGCACCCAGAUAUUAUCCAGUACCUGCUGGAGAUGGAAUGGAGCGCCGAGGGGCAGCAGCAGGAUUGCACUUUGAAGAGCAGAGCCCUGCAACAGGCUUUGAUAGGAGCGGCCAGCAUGGGACAUACACAGGUUGUGAGCAGCUUGCUGGCAGUGAAUAAUGAGUACGCCGUGCAAAUUGAUAGCCACGACACUCUGUGGGGAGAGACAGCGUUGACGGCAGCCGCCGGCCGAGGCAAGAUGGAGGUGUGCGGCUUUCUGCUCGAGCAGGGGGUGACGGUGCAGCAGGUCAACCGGCGGGGGGUGUCUCCGCUAUUCUGCGCCGUCAGACAGGGGCACUGGCAGAUUGCGGAGCUGCUGCUGCAGCACGGCGCCGACAUUAACGUCAGCGACAAGCAGGGCAGAACGUUACUGAUGGUGGCGGCCUGUGAGGGUCACCUGAGCACCGUUGACUUUCUGCUCUCUAAAGGUGCGUCUCUGACCUCCAUGGACAAGGAGGGUCUGACGGGCCUCAGCUGGGCGUGUUUAAAAGGACAUAAGAACGUCGUGCAGCUUUUGGUGGAGAAAGGCUCCGUGAUUGACCACACCGAUAAAAACGGACGAACUCCCCUGGACUUGGCCGCCUUUUUCGGAGAUGCGGAAAUCGUCCAGUAUUUGGUGGAAAGAGGAGCGGUGGUGGAGCAUGUGGACUACAGUGGCAUGCGGCCUCUGGACCGAGCCAUCGGAUGUCGGAACACGUCUGUGGUGGUCACGCUGCUGAAGAAAGGGGCCAAGCUGGGUCACAGAACGUCUCCUUACGAUCGAUCAGGCAACGCCGCUUGGGCCAUGGCCACCUCCAAGCCUGACAUCCUCAUCAUCCUGCUUCAGAAGCUCAUGGAGGAGGGGAACCUGCUUUACAAGAAAGGCAAGAUGAAGGAGGCGGCUCAGCGGUACCAGUACGCUUUGAGGAAGUUUCCCAGGGAGGGCUUUGGAGACGACCUGAAGGCCUUCAAAGACCUGAGGGUCUCCCUCUACCUCAACCUCUCCCGCUGCCGCAGAAAAACAAACGACUUUGGGAUGGCUGAGGAGUUUGCGACAAAAGCACUGGAGCUGAAACCAAAAUCCUAUGAAGCUUAUUAUGCCCGCGCACGAGCUAAAAGGAGCAGCAGACAGUUUGCUGCCGCCCUGGCUGACCUGCACGACGCCGCCAAGUUGUGUCCCAACAACCGCGAGAUCCGUCGCUUGCUGGCCCGGGUGGAGGACGAGUGUAAGCAGAUGCAGCGGGCGCAGACCUCCAAAGGUGGUGGCCCGGAGGGAGCGGUCGGUGGCAUCAGCGGCACCCCGCAGGCGGCGGGCGGCCACGAUUCGGACCGGGAGCGCGAUGACACCCGGGAGGAGUCAUCGGAGUGGAGCCAAAGACGCGGCGGCGAGGAGGAAGAAGACGAGGAAGACGAGCGCAUGCGGUGCCGGUCGCUGGGGACCAACGCCGGUCAUCACCCGGGCAGGCUUCCUCCUCAGCGCUACCCUCGGGACCACCCACAAGGUUUGCUUUUGCAGCCCACCAAGCAGGCCCAAAUCGUCAAGACCAGCUCUCACGGAGCCAAAGCCCAGUUCGCUCCCUCCAGCCCCUUACCGAGCCGACACAUGUCCAGCGUGCUGAAGCCCGGCCCGGGGAUCGACAUCGGGCCGCUCGCCGCGCCCGCCGACGAGCCGCUCUACGGGAACCGCGUGACUCUGACGGUCAUGACCCACGCUGGCGAGACGGCGUCCUUUUCCUCCAAAGCCGCCUCGACGCACUUGGACGCCGAGCCCGUCGGGAACAUGCGCGUGUCCAGCUCCACCAGCAGCCUGGCGUCCAGCGGCAGCCAGUCGGACAGCGGCAAGAUGGGCCCGGACGUCAAGUCCAAACACGGCCAGCCAGGCGGCGAGUACAAACCCAGGCCCUUCAUGGGCGUCACCGACAAGACGGCGCGCUUCCUGCAGCAGAACCCGCAGCCGGCCGCCCGCGCCUGGAUCAACCACUCCGUUGAGGACGACGACAACGACGGUUUCGGGAAGAUGGCCACCGGCGCUUACCGCGACCAGCACAGGCCGCCGCCGCCGCCGUUACACAACGGGGGGCCGCACGCCGCGCAGUACUCUGACAAGUUCAUCUGCUACAAAGAUGCCAAGUCCCUGGCCAACCCGGGCCAAGCCCUGCACAUCACGUCCAUCAAACCAAAGCGAUCGUUUAUCGAGUCCAACGUGUAGUCCCGGGAGAGCCGUGCCAAAUGUCCCCGCCCGUCCGCCACACCUUCUGUUACGAGAUGGACGCUUUGCACUGAUGGAAGGGAUGAGAGUCAAGUGGACAUUCCUGUGUUUCGACAAGCUUUCGCCUCUUGCUUUGUGCGCGCGACUCACAAAAAAGUUUGCGCUGUUGGACUUUAGGGUGAACUGCUUGAACGGAGAGUGUGUGGGUGGGUGGGCGCUAUGGAAUUUGCUUUCAAGAGUUGAAAGAAGACCAAAAGGUUGGACCAGACCCCGCCCAAUCUUCCCUCACUGCUCACCAUGCAUACCACCACCCGCAAUCUCCAUUCCAGCAGUUCUUCAUUCCGAGUCGGUCAAAUAAAAUUCGCCUGUAAAGGUCCUGAUGCAUUUUCACUUCAUCCUGAAAUUUCACCCCAAAGACCAAACAUACCCGCGACUUUUUCGUGAGCGGCGUGUUGAUUUUCAUCCCGACCGUUGUCAUCGGUAUGCACGGUGUUGUUCAAAUUGUGUUCAAUGUUCUCCGGAGAAAAAAGAGACACGCGCGUGCAUUUGUUAAAUACGUUUGUACAUGUUCUGAAUCAGCAUUAACAGAGUUUAAAGUCUUUUUCUCUACUUGCUUGUUGUUGCUGUCUAGAUUAAUUUAUUUACCAAUGGCUUCAGUGUAAGAGCAAUAUAUUUUAUAUCGUUAUUUUUGCACAGCUACCCAAGACAUUGAAAUGAAGUGCAUGCUCCAUUUGCGGUUUACACCAUCUCUCCUUCCGUUUCCACGUGGAUGUUCAAUGCCAUGUUUUUUCGUCAGUAUUGUGGUCGCAUACAGGAAUGGAGUUUUGCUGCCAUGGCAACCAUGGGAGAGAAAUAAAGACCCCCACCGAGGGAUGACAAACACGG